Messenger RNA from Musca vetustissima, 1896 nucleotides. Its product is annotated as zinc finger protein 90 homolog. Lineage: Eukaryota; Metazoa; Arthropoda; Insecta; Diptera; Muscidae. Bases 1 to 1896 code for a protein of 631 amino acids. The record is from RefSeq and is a predicted model, not a curated record. The transcript has 9 exons.
AUGGGAGAGUUUGUAGUUAGACAAGGCAAAAGAGUACGUAAGGUAUACGUAAUGGGACGUAAGGCGCCAAUGUGGAAUAAACAAUUGGUUCAAUUAUUAAUUUCAAAAUAUCGUAAAUACGAUCAUUUAUAUAAUACCAAAAAUCCCCAAUAUUUAUAUAGAAAUGCUAGAAUCAAAUCGCUUAAUGACAUCUGUAAAGCCCUGAAGAAAAUCAACAGAAAUAUAACUGUAAAUCAUAUUAAAAAGAAAAUACAUACUCUGCGAACGCAAUAUCUUAAAGAAUUGCGCGAAUUGAAUAAAAAUAAAGAAGCCGGGUGUAAUGAAAAGGCUACACCAAAACUAUGGUGUUUCAAGCAAUUGGCAUUUCUCGAGACCCAUUGUGUUGUGAAGGGCAAUUACACAGCAAAUGAGAUUGACGAGGAGGUAUUGAGUAACGACCCGGAGGCUAAUGAACUAAGCUCCCACUCGUUGGACUAUGAAGAAGUGCAUAUUGAAUUCGAAUCCCAAGAAGAUAGCGAAGCAGAGGAUCUACCAGAUAGACUAUGGAGUAAAGAAAUGUUGGAAUUAUUACUAAGGAAAUAUCAACAAUAUCCCAAUUUGUAUAAUAAAAAACAUCCUCACUAUUUCAAUAAUGCAAAAAAAUCAAAAUCAAUACAGGAUAUAUGCAAAUCAUUGAAUAGACACUACUCGAAUAUCACCGAAGAGGAUAUUAAUAAUGAAAUUCAUAAAUUGACAAUGGAAUAUCGUGAAGAUUUAACGAGACUGGAAAAAAGACCGGAUUUGAAACCGAAAUUAUGGUGUUACGAUCUAAUGGAAUUUUUGAGGCCAUAUUAUUGCAAUAAUUUAAAGGAUUUGGAGAUAAAUGAAAAUGACGAAAGUGACAACAAAAAUGCCAAUGAAGUCUUUAUUGAAUACGAAUUUGAAAGUCCCACCGGAUGCAAUAAAAAUCUUCAAUCGUCUAAAGACAUUUUACGUUAUUUACGUUGUGGUGAAAUUCUAAUAGCCUCAUCGUGUGACUACAAAGAUCCCUAUAUUUUGAAAUGUAAUCAUUGUGGUGAUAUUUAUUCGGUUGUAGAAUCUUUUCUAAAUCAUUGUAUUGGACAUUUUCAAAUGGACGAUAAAAAUGAACUUAAAUUGAAAGAUAACCACCACGAACAGCCGAGCAAAAAAAGAAGUAGAACAACAAAUGAAGUUCAUAGUAUUGAAAUAGAAAAGUCGGAUACAAAUGAGGAAUAUUUAUUAGAGAUGGAGGAUGAACAGUUUUCUGAUGAUAAUCAACUGGAAUAUAAAAUUUCUAGAAAGGUAUGUGAAGAUGCUGACAUUAAAUCGAAAGACACUGAAAAUAAUGCCUCUGUUUUAUAUGAUGAGAAUAAUUUUUACGAAGAUAAUGCGGAGGAGGAAGAUUGUCAAACAAGUGAAGGAAUUGUGGCAAAUAGGGAGGUCCCAGUGGAUUUAUACGACGAUGAAGAAUGCAUGGAGGAAAAUCCAGCCGAAGAGUUGCCCACCUUAAAAUGUCAACUGAAGGAUUUUAAAGAUAGCAAACUGUACAAAUUGCAUGCGCAAAGACAUCUGAAUGCUCUCAGCGAAAAAUGUCUAGUGGGUGGCAAACGUUUUGCUAAGCCAGCAGAUUUGAAAAAGCAUCACCUAACACAUACAAAAGAAACAACGUUCUGUUGUGAAUUAUGUGGUGCCUCGUAUCGAAAUAAAUCAACACUUAUUGCCCACAUACGAAGACAUCGCAAAGAAUUACCCUCGAAACGGUUGCAUGGUAAUGAACGUUUAUUUAAACAUAAGAAUAUGCAUUCCAGUACCGGGAAUUAUUGUUGCGAUAUUUGUGGAAAAUCGUUCAAAUCGAUGGUGACAUUAAAUGGUCACAGAGCUGGUCAUAGACGCUAA